Molecule: messenger RNA, 2846 nt
Organism: Fundulus heteroclitus (mummichog)
Lineage: Eukaryota; Metazoa; Chordata; Actinopteri; Cyprinodontiformes; Fundulidae
Product: neuronal growth regulator 1
Exons: 10
Coding region: 275-1672 (465 amino acids)
Cellular component (GO): neuron projection
Source: RefSeq, a predicted model, not a curated record
GCCACUGGAGAGAAGACCGCUCCGCUCAGCGAGCUGCACAUCCAGCCGAACAAACCUGGGAAACUACAAAACCACGGAGCGUUUCUUCACGGGGUUCCGAGGCGGAAAAGUGUGGAGUUAAAUAAAGCCGUGUGUCGCGUUAAGUUUUGUUGUUCUUUUUUUUUAAGAAGAAGAAGAAGAAUAAGAAGAAGCUUCUUUUUUUUUAUUUUGUGGGGACAACAACAAUACUUGGGAGAGGAAAAAUAAAUAAAAGCGACCUUAAAAAACAGCUGUGAUGGACACAAUGAUUGCGGUUCAGGAUGCUUGCGUCUCCGGUCAGUGGCUUACUGCGAUCAUUUUCAGCCUGUGCUGCUUUCUGCCGUCCUGUUUGCCCGCCGGACAAACUGUGGACUAUUCUUCGGUGGAGAGUGUGGUGAGCAGACAAGGCGACACGGCUCUGCUGAGGUGUUACCUGUUGGAUGGGAUCUCUAAAGGAGCCUGGCUGAACCGCUCAAGCAUCAUUUUCGCGGGGGACGACAAGUGGUCCGUGGACCCGCGCGUGUCCAUAGUGUCCAGUGUCGGAGACAAACACGAGUACAGCCUUCAGAUACAGAAAGUGGAUGUUACCGAUGACGGCCAAUACACGUGUUCAAUUCAGAGCGAGCGCAACCCCCGGCCGAAGCUCCUCAACCUCAUCGUAAAAGGAGCCAACAGCAAUGAUGUGCAGGCGUACAUCAUGAUGAAAUAUGGAAAGCGAGAGCGACUUUGUGUUGGUGUGGCACAGUGUUACCUGUUGGAUGGGAUCUCUAAAGGAGCCUGGCUGAACCGCUCAAGCAUCAUUUUCGCGGGGGACGACAAGUGGUCCGUGGACCCGCGCGUGUCCAUAGUGUCCAGUGUCGGAGACAAACACGAGUACAGCCUUCAGAUACAGAAAGUGGAUGUUACCGAUGACGGCCAAUACACGUGUUCAAUUCAGAGCGAGCGCAACCCGCGGCCGAAGCUCCUCAACCUCAUCGUAAAAGUUCCACCUAAGAUAUAUGACAUUUCCUCUGACAUCACAGUAAAUGAGGGCAGCAAUGUGUCGCUCAUCUGCACGGCCACUGGGAAACCCGAGCCAACCAUUGCCUGGAGACACAUAACCCCAUCAGCCAGGAAGUAUGACAGCGGCGAGUAUCUUAACAUCACCGGCAUCACAAGGGACCAGGCUGGAGACUACGAAUGCAGCGCUUUAAAUGACAUUGCCUCUCCUGACACCAAAACAGUAAAAGUCACAGUCAACUUUCCACCGAGUAUCCAUGAAAUGAAGAGCCACGGAGUUGGUUUGGGGCGCACAGCACUGCUGCGGUGCGAAGCUGCUGCUGUGCCUUCUCCAACCUUCGAGUGGUACAAGGGUGAGAAAAGGAUCAUUAGGGGCCACGGUAUUGACAUCAAGAGCCUCACCUCCAGAUCAGUCCUCACAGUGAACAACAUGACAGAGGAUCGUUACGGGAACUACACGUGCGUCGCCAUCAACAAGCUGGGGACGGCUAACGCCAGCGUGCCUCUUAUUCCAAUUAUUGAGCCCACCACCACUAGUGCUGUCUCAAGCCCAGCGCCCAACACUGCGCCCUAUGGGAGCACAGGAAGCGCCCACGUCCCGCUGGCCUGUCGAUACCUGGUCCUGGCUCUCUCCUCCUUCAUCAGCGUGUACUAGCGGAGGCCGGCGCAGACACAGUGACUGUCGAGAGCAUUUAUGAGUCCUUUUUUUGACAUUGCUGAUGGCUGACAUCCAAUCCGGUACUGUUUGUUGGAAAGCUGAGGUGGGAAAAUAAUCAGCUUCUCUUUGUGUGGGGGAAUUAUUUUAUUUUUUUUCUUUGCUUUUUGGUGAAAACUCUGUCAUGUAAAUGCUAUGAUGUUAUUUUUUUUAUUAUUAUUAUCAUUUUCUCUUUCACAUAUCCUAUUUUCUUUUCUGAUUGACUGGCCACUUUGUGAAUUAGUGUUCACACCCCCUCACACCUCUCCGGUCAUAUCCACAGCCUCUCAAACGAGUUACUUUCAUGCAUCUUUUUUUCCCUGCGAGGCGACGGCGCAAACUUUUCCAUUCAUUUUUGUACAUGGAUAAAAAAAAGAAGCAAUUGUGCCAAGUCUCUGAGUACACAGAUUACCAUACCAAUGUUGCAUUGAAUGUAUUAUGGGCUGUUGGACAAAGGAAAGACAUUUAGAUUCCUAACAAUAACAUUUUUGAUUAUAGUGUGCUUAAAAAAUACAGGGGGGAAAAAAGAGAGGGGGGGACAAACAAAGAACAAAAAUGGCAGGGUUUUUUUUUCCGGGAUUCGUGUCGCCAUGCUUACUCAGUAGGUGGAUAAACAGUGUUGAAGGUGUGCUUUGUUGUAUUUUGGAAAUGGGUCCGUCAUUUACCACGCCUGCCUAGCAGCUUUGAUCAGGCAGCCGUCAAAGUAGCAAAAUAUCCUGUAUCGUAUCUUUAUAUUUUACUAGAGUGUAGGCUUUGGUUUGAACGUGGGACCAGCUUCUCUCAUCCGACCGGGAGCAUUAACACAAACCGUGACUUUGUACAGUAUGAAUGGAUGAGACAUCGCUGCGCUUUUUGUUUACAUUUUUCCGAAGGUACUACAGCCUACUCUCCACGCUCGUUCUGAGGGUUUCAGCAGUUUACUGCAAUUAGGAGGAAAAAGCGGAGCCCGAGUUCAGCUGUUUCAGAAGUUGCACUUCUUCAGAAGAAAUCUCUUUCUACAGGCGUCAGAGCUGAGCCCUUUUGUUUCUGAACUUGGUUCUUUUUAGCUGAAAUCCCACAGCGGCAAACUGCAGUUUUUGGCUGGAAGUUUUGCCAGAAUACUUGGAUAACCAAGUCAGGAGAGAAAAAAAAAAAA